Molecule: messenger RNA, 336 nt
Organism: Cylicostephanus goldi
Lineage: Eukaryota; Metazoa; Nematoda; Chromadorea; Rhabditida; Strongylidae
Source: the annotation of a GenBank genome assembly
GGAUGGCAAUCAAAUACUCGAGGCGUCUCUUAUGUUUUUGGAGCAGAUGUUGUGAAUGACACGCUCCCACUUUUGGACAUUGAUCUUAUAGCUAGAGCACACCAGGCAUGCUGGAACUUUUGUGCUUUCCAGGUCGUACAAGAUGGUUACGAGUUUUUCGCCAAUAAACGGCUGGUUACCAUAUUUUCCGCGCCACAUUACUGUGGGCAAUUUGACAAUGCAGCAGCAAUGAUGAAUGUUGACGAAGGAUUAGUGUGCUCUUUUCAGGUAGAAACCUACAAAAAAAUCAUGCGUCCAACAAUUAAGGCCAAUAAAGUAGUGGCCAGAUCUAGCUAA